AUGUCCGAGCGAAGCUAUUCCAUCUCACACCAGGUCACUGGCGGAUCUUCUGGAGAGCAACGUCAGAUCGUUGUGGAGAUACCAAACAUGACGCCGUACAUGGGCUUGCGAGGCAGGCCACUGUCGCAGCUCAUCGGUGUUGUGUCUGGCAUGGUGUUUUUUCUUUAUGGCUACGACCAGGGCAACAUGGGAGGCUUCCUCACCAUACGAUCAUUUCUGGAGCAGUUCAAACCCAUUGAUCCAGGAGCAGACUACUCAGCUCCAGGGACGACGUUGCUGCACAUCUCACAGCUCGAAGGCUUCACUGUAGCCAUCUGGAAUCUCGGAUGUCUCGUGGCUGCCGUCAUCGCCAUCUUUAUCGGUGACAGACUUGGUCGCAAGAAGAUGAUUGGCAUGGGUCUCGUGCUGCUGCUAGUAGGUCAGAUCCUACAAGCGUCGUCCUUUCAAUGGGCGCAGUUCUUGGUUGGAAGAUUCGUGGCUGGGCUGGGAAAUGGCUUCAAUUGUGCUACCAUCCCAGCUUGGCAAGCUGAAUGCACAAAAGCCCACCGCAGAGGUACAGUCCUCAUGCUCACAGCCGGCUGCUGUCUCGCUGCUGGUCUAUCCUUUGCAUACUGGAUGGACUUUGCAUUCGCUUGGCUGGAUCCCAACGAUGCUGCCUGGCGCGCCCCGAUUGGCAUUCAGAUCAUCGCCAUCGUCGCUGCUGGAGGCAUCCUCUACUUCAUGCCGGAGUCACCACGCUGGCUUAUUCUCAAGGGCCGAGAACACCAUGCUCUGGAAGUCCUUGCUGCCCUGAACGACCAGGAACCUACCGCUCAAGAGGUCCGACAAGAGUUCCUGCAGAUCAAGGAUGCUGUUAUCGAGAUGAUUAAGGGCGCGAGCAAGUUCACUAAUGUGUUCAAGAUGGGCGAUUACCGAGACUUUCAUCGUGUGCUGCUUGCGGUGGGACUGCAGUUCUUUCAACAGAUUGGUGGCAUCAACUUCAUGACACAAUACUACGCCCAGAUGUUCAACUUCCAAUACCAAACAGUGCCAUGGGUAGCUCGACUCCUCGCAGGCUGCGCUGGUACGGAAUUCUUCCUCGCAUCCUUCAUCUCUGUCUGGGUCAUCGACCGCUUCUGUGGUCGCAGAACACUCCUUAUGAUCGGCACCUUCGGCAUGACCAUCUCCAUGAUCACCCUCUCGAUCUGCCUCUCGAUCAAUACCCGUGCCUCCCUCAACGCCGGCAUCGUUUUCAUCUUCGUUUUCUGCACUUUCUUCGCCAUCGGUUGGCAGGGAAUGUCGUGGCUCUACCAAGUCGAAAUUGUCCCCCUCCGCAUCCGCGGCCCCGCAAACGCCAUCUCCACCUCCGCCAACUGGCUCGCCAACUUCAUCGUCGUAAUGAUCUCCCCGCCCGCCUUCGUCAACAUAACCUGGCGCACCUACCUCAUCUUCGUCGCCACCAACACCACAAUCCUGCCCAUCAUCUACUUCUUUUACCCCGACACCUCGAACCGCUGCCUCGAAGAAGUCGACGUCAUCUUCUUCGCGGCCAACUCAUCGAAACAUCCCUGGCUGGACGUGAAGCAGAUUGCUGCGAACGAGCCGCUGUGGUAUUCUGGGACGGACGAGGAUGCCAGGUAUGAUUAUGAGCAGACGGAGUGGCAUCAGAGGCAUGUGAGGUUUUCGGAUGAGGUGAAGGAUAGUGAGGGGGAUUCGACGACGUUGAGGAAUGCUAGUGAUAGUGAGGGGACGGAGAAGGGGUUGAAUGGGAGUGAUAGUAGUGAGAUGGGGUUGCCGCUGCCGGCGGUGGUGAGGGGGAGAAGUGGGAGUGGGAGUGGGAAUGAGGCUAGGCCGGUGGUUAGUAGGGGAAGCGACACUGCAAGGACAAGAGAGUAUGAGAAUAGGAACACGAGGGAUGCUGUGUUGCCGCACUUUUUGCGUUGA
This is a messenger RNA of Fulvia fulva, 1923 nucleotides long. RefSeq names its product Sugar transporter STL1. Gene Ontology annotation, molecular function: carbohydrate:proton symporter activity. Gene Ontology annotation, cellular component: membrane. Bases 1 to 1923 code for a protein of 640 amino acids. Gene Ontology annotation, biological process: transmembrane transport; carbohydrate transport. The record is from RefSeq and is a predicted model, not a curated record. Lineage: Eukaryota; Fungi; Ascomycota; Dothideomycetes; Mycosphaerellales; Mycosphaerellaceae. The transcript is spliced from 6 exons.